AUGAGCGAACUGGAAGGGGCUGUCGCCUCCGAUGCCGAUGACAACGAGGAGGAAUUGAAGGCAUUCUGGUGGGCGUGGCUUGAUCGCCCGGCUUCAGGGCCGCUGUAUGGUGCAACUGUGGCCAACAGCCAGCUGGUUCGGCGGUACUUGCCACCUGGGUUCAGUACCUUUGUGCGGGUGUACAACGACAGCUGGAAGGAUGUUCUGCGAUUCAGGCAGAAGUCGUUCACUACGUGCGAGAUUUGCCAGCAGCUGAAGGCGUCUCUAGCUGAGAAAGAGCUCUCGCUGGAGAAGAAGCUGGGUUGCCUGCUAGCUUACAGGAACCACUUGAAAGAUCAGUACGACGACAGGUCUCGGCUGUGGGAACUUGAGGCCAUGUCCGCCGAUCCAUCUUCCAACGUCUUGCUACUUUCUGUAGAUGGGAUGGAUCAGGCGAAGUUCGCCGUACCGAGGGAUCCUCAAUUGCGCUGUUCUUCCGCACUGUCUUCGGCCAUCCGCCCGCGGAUGAUGGUGCAUGCUUGCCACGCACAUGGAUACACUUUGCACAUUCGCGUCGCCGACGAGACUGUCAAGCAUGACAGCUCUUUCGUUUUGGAUUUGGUUGCCGAGACCCUUGAAAAGGUUCACGACAUAUGCGUGGAUCGCAAGCAACGAAUGCCAGACCAGAUCAUUCUUGCCGUGGCAUGGCCCGGUGUGCGGUCCUGGUUGGGCACGAAUGUUUCCGUUUGCGUGGAGAAGACACCUGCUGUCCGAGCCUGGGCCGACCACGUCGGCAAAACUGGCGUGAAGCUGGAAGGCGGUCUGCUUUGCGACAAGACCUCGAAUCACUUUUUCCUCUUCAUGCUGUAUCGAGACCUGCCCGUACCACUACAAGAGCGGGUCAAGCGUCGUCGCGGCUUUUCCGCACCUGCGGCUCUGGAUGUAGUCGUUCUCGUGAAAGAAUACAUUUGCUCGGACGAUUUGGGCCAGGAGCCUCAAGUCGUCUUGCCCGUCUCCCGCUGUCUUCAUGGCGGCCUUAUCCCGUCUGGUAAGCAUCCGCUUCGGGACAAAGAGUCUGCGAAAGUAUCAUGGACGAAGACGGGGCUCCUCGUGAUCCAGGCAUACGGUGCAGCCGGGCUGAACAGCUUUAGUUUGGCAAGUUAUGAAGAAUACAGAAGGGCGUACGAUUACUUGCAGCGACUGGUCAAUGAUGAUAUGUGGAGGCAAGCUCCACUGCGUUCUUUGCCAUGGCUUGAUUCCAUCGGACAACGGCCGGGUGUGAACGAUGCAGAGGCUUGCUUGCACCAGAGUGUGCUGGACGCAUUGGCGCCGAAGGUACCUUUGCGCGUGGUCUUUCAGAGGCGUGCGAAUGCAGAGUAA
Messenger RNA from Symbiodinium sp. CCMP2592, 1359 nucleotides. The record is from the annotation of a GenBank genome assembly. NCBI's taxonomy places the organism in Eukaryota, Dinophyceae, Suessiales, Symbiodiniaceae.